UUUUAUUACCGCACUUUACCAGUGUCUGGGUAUAUCAACCGGAGCUGAGCUUUCUGCUGAAGACCUGAGUGUCCUUUUUUGCAAAGUGUUUCAUGUGUCGUCCAACAGAGGUGAAGCUGAAACAGCCAUGAAAAAGGUUGCAGGAGGGGAUGAAAGCUGGUCCUGUGCCGGUGCAAAUGUUUUGGAUGUGCUCUUGGAAAUGGAAAGGGAGAAGGAAAGGAAGAAAAAUCUUUACUGGGACAGCCAGCUUCUAAAUAUUGGGAAUCUUCAUAACAUGUUGCAAAAUGUACUCAGAAGAAAAGCAUACAGCUCUACAUCAGAACUAUUACAGCAACAAACAGCUAAAACAUAUAUUUCCCAGGCUGAGAAAGUUCUGGGGAAAAAACAGUUCUGCAAAACAACAGCAAACACGAAUAGGCUCCAAAAAGCAGCCAAGAAGCGCUGGGCGAGACUGGCAUCAGAGGGUGUUCACACUAUUUUGCCCUCCAUGUGGUGCAGCCGAAGGUUGGGCCUCAGGGGUCAGACAUGGGGCUCGAUCUCCAUGUCAGAUAUCCUCUUUCUAGUGGAGUGGAAAUAUGAUGUUGUGACUCACUUUCUUUAUACAGAAAUGCUUCAGGAACACCACACCCAAAGUGUUUGGGAGAUGCUGCUUCCCUGGCAACAAAUAAAGGAAGUGGAGUCACUGGGAACUAUGGCAGAGGAAGCUUUGCAGUCUGAUGACAUGCUGGGCUUGGCUUUCCUGCCUGGAGCUUUCAGGAUUUACAAAACAAGGUGUUCAAAGCUGGACCAGUCCUGGUCAGCUGUUGCUCUCCUGAAGGAGUUACACACUUUCUGUCAACAAGAACAAAAUGAGCUGAUGGUUCUGGGCCAAAGAUUGUGUGAUGAAAGUCUGCAAUUGUUGUGUCUUCACAUCAUUCUGGCGAUUUAUAGAGCUCAGAGGGAGAAAGUUUCCUACAGCGCACUGCUAGCAUCUCGUCAAUCCUGGGAGUCAUGGUGA
Cyprinodon variegatus (sheepshead minnow) is the source of this 997-nucleotide messenger RNA. RefSeq lists its product as uncharacterized. The transcript is spliced from 8 exons. Lineage: Eukaryota; Metazoa; Chordata; Actinopteri; Cyprinodontiformes; Cyprinodontidae. Bases 128 to 997 code for a protein of 289 amino acids. The record is from RefSeq and is a predicted model, not a curated record.